AUGGUCCUGUCUGAGGAAACGUGGACGAGUAUAUUCGCCAAGAUGAAACCUUGGAAAGCAACAGGGCCAGAUGGCAUACAGGGGUUCUGGUGGAAAAAGAUACCUGAAGCCAAAAAGCGGCUGGUGGCAUGGUGCCAAGAAGCACUGUGUAAGCCACGUAUCAUUCCGAGAUGGUUAUGCAGAGGAAAGAUCGUUUUGAUCCCAAAAGGAAACUCUGAGGCCCGCGGGCCCGGAGAUUACCGCCCGAUAGCAUGUUUGAAUACAUGCUAUAAAGUUCUAGUGCGAAGCAGAUACUCCAGAGCGCAGGGAUCUGGGGCUGCACUCCAUGCGCAUAUUUUGGAUCAGACGAUCUGUAAAGACGCCUUAAGGCGCAAAAACGUACUGCACACCUUAUGGGUAGAUAUGACCAAAGCCUUUGACUCGGUGUCCCAUGGCGCCAUUAAGUGGAUAUUGGCCAGAGCUGGAGUACCAUACCCCACUAGGAGAUUGCUCUCAGCUAUAAUGGCCAAGCAAAGCGUUCAAUAUUGUGGGACCCACAACGGCAAGAUGGUCAAGAGUGAACCGCUAGAGGUCAAGAAGGGCGUGAUGCAGGGUGACACACUCAGUCCGCUCUUAUUCUGCAUGGCAAUCACCCCAAUAUCGGCGUGGCUGAGAAAUAACAUCAGCCCGUACAGGACAUCAACUGGGGCGAUGAUGAUGCUAGAAGGACCACUAGAGAUCAACCAUCUUUUCUAUAUGGAUGAUCUGAAGGUUUACUCACCCAAAUGGGAUGAUAUAGUAGAAAGCCAAAGAGAGGCAUAG
Molecule: messenger RNA, 801 nt
Organism: Cooperia oncophora
Lineage: Eukaryota; Metazoa; Nematoda; Chromadorea; Rhabditida; Trichostrongylidae
Source: the annotation of a GenBank genome assembly